Momordica charantia (bitter melon) is the source of this 1245-nucleotide messenger RNA. The record is from RefSeq and is a predicted model, not a curated record. NCBI's taxonomy places the organism in Eukaryota, Viridiplantae, Streptophyta, Magnoliopsida, Cucurbitales, Cucurbitaceae.
AUGACAGAAGAAAGAGAGCAAGUUGGACCUUUUGUCUACCCGUUCCCAGACGGUUUUGAGCUAAGCAAUUGGAGCGUGUUAGAGCUAUCGUCUUUUGUAAAUAAUAAAUCAAAUAAUACUGAGAUUGAAUGCGAUAAUGAUUCGAAAUACGAGCUCGAUACACCUAUAUACAAUAUUGAAUCUGAUGAGGAAAAAAAUGACGAGCCCUCUGCUGAGUUAUUGAGAAUGCUAGAAGAAGAAAAGAUGUUGGGACCCCAUGAAGAAUUAACUGAGACAAUUAACUUGGGAUCACAAGCCGAAGCCAAAGAGAUUAAAAUAGGCACUCAUAUGUCUUCAGAGAGUCGCAAAAAGUUGAUAGAGUUACUUCAUGAGUAUGCUGAUGUUUUUGCUUGGUCCUAUCAGGAUAUGCCUGAGAUGCCACCUCCACAGACGCAGAAAGAAGUCAGAGGAUUUCUAGGACGACUCAACUACAUCGCAAGGUUCAUAUCUCACUUAACAGCAACUUGCGAACCCAUCUUUAAAUUGCUCCGUAAGAACAACGAUGGGGUAUGGAGUGAAGAUUGUCAAGCAGCAUUCAAUAAGAUUAAGCAGUAUUUGCAAGACCCUCCAGUUCUUGUGCCACCAACUCCAGGACGACCCCUUAUUUUAUAUCUCACAGUGACUGAAGGCUCAAUGGGAUGUGUACUGGGGCAGCAUGAUGAUUCAGGCAGGAAAGAACGUGCAAUAUAUUAUUUAAGUAAGAAGUUCACCGAUUGCGAGACCAGAUACUCUCAAGUAGAAAAAACUUGUUGUGCUCUAGCUUGGGCUACUCGACGUCUAAGACAAUACAUGUUGUAUUAUACCACAUGGCUCAUUUCAAAGAUGGACCCCAUAAAGUACAUUUUUGAAAAGCCAUCUCUCUUGGGUCGAAUUGCAAGGUGGCAGGUUCUCUUGUCCGAAUAUGAUAUUGUCUAUGUGACUCGAAAGGCUAUUAAGGGGGGUGCUUUGGCUGACUACCUAGCUCAACAACCUAUAAAUGACUACAUACCGGUGAAGUUCGAUUUUCCAGAUGAGUAUAUCUCCACCAUAACCACAAGUGAGGAAAGUUUAGACCCGCAAACUUGGACCAUGAUGUUUGAUGGUGCUUCUAACGAGUUAGGUCAUGGGAUAGGGGCUAUUUUGAUAUCACCCAAAGGGGAACUAUACCCUCUUACCGCUAGAUUAUGUUUUGACUGCACACAUAAUAUGGCAGAGUAUGAAGCAUAA